GUACUAGUUAUAUUUAUAAUUGAUUUUGUUUUUUCUUGACUUUAAUUUCAUAGAGCUCAUUUGCCCGAUGGUUUGUCAUGUUCACAUUGUGUAUUACAAUGGCGUUAUCAUGCUGGAAAUAGUUGGGGUAUAGAUAUUGAGACAGGAAAAUCAUGUCUUGGUUGUGGUCAUCAAGAAGAAUUUUACAAUUGUGCUGAUAUUAGUAUUGCUCCUGAGGAUAAUAAUUUAUUAUUAUCUUCAUCAACAACAACAACUACUACAACAACACAUGAACCAUUAUUUGUUUUUCCAUAUUUUGAUUCGUUUGUUUUUCCUUCGGGCAUCGAACAUUUCCCUAUGUUUGCCUAUCCAACCACAACUACCACUGAACCGACGACGACGACGACGACGACUAUAGCAACGACGAUGCAUGCUAUAUUUCCACUUCAUCCAUCAAAAGAAUAUCUUAAUCAAAUAAAUAAAAAUAAUAAAACACGUCGUUGUUAUCCAACUAAUGAAGUUCUUAAACCAAUAGUUGGUAUCGAACAUUGGUGUUUGCAUUUAUGUGCUGUACAUUGUCCACCGACAUUAUGUGCUUGUGUUCAAAUUUAA
Messenger RNA from Rotaria sp. Silwood1, 591 nucleotides. Lineage: Eukaryota; Metazoa; Rotifera; Eurotatoria; Philodinida; Philodinidae. The record is from the annotation of a GenBank genome assembly.